GCGGGCCUAGCGUGGGUUCCGGCCUGGGCAGUGGGCGGCGAGCUGGGGCGAGCGCCAUAGGUGCGGGGCUCGAUCCCGAGGCGACACUGGCUGCUCCUGGACACCCUCUCAUUUCUUUUCCUUUCCCUCCCUCGUCUUCUCACUGUGAUUUUCUUGACUCCACUUUUUACAAAGAUUGACUUUGUCUCAGCAUCAACAAACUCUUCAUCUAAGAUUGUUUCCUGUGUGUCAUAUGUUUACAAGUCAGUGAGAAUUAAGCACAGCACGCACAAGCUGAAAAGCCAAAUAAGGAAAUGUAUUCCUUCUCUUGACAGUUGUAAUUUAACUUGGCUAAAGCCAGUUUUUAGGUUGGCUUGGUCAGAAAAGUGAAAAGAAAAUGCUCCACUUUAACCGAUGUCAGCAUCUGAAACAAAUAACCCAGAAAUGUUUUUCUGUUAUACAUGUUAAAACGGAUAAACAUGCCCAGCUAUUUCUUUCAAGAACCUUUGCACUUGCAGAAUUAAGGAAGUCGUGGCACUCAACCCACUCUCUUAUUGGAGACAAAAAUAUUAUCCUGAUGGGACCGCCUGGUGCCGGGAAAACAACAGUAGGCAGAAUAAUAGGUCAGAAACUAGGUUGUUGUGUCAUAGAUGUGGAUGAUGAUAUCCUUGAAAAAACCUGGAAUAUGAGCGUGUCUGAAAAAUUACAGGAUGUUGGUAAUGAGCAAUUUUUAGAAGAGGAAGGAAAAGCUGUGUUAAACUUCUCUGCAUCUGGAAGUGUGAUUUCCCUUACGGGGUCCAAUCCAAUGCAUGAUGCUAGCAUGUGGCAUCUGAAGAAAAAUGGAAUAAUUGUAUACCUGGAUGUACCUCUACUAGAUAUAGUUGGUCGUCUAAAAUUAAUGAAAAUAGAUAGAAUUAUAGGUCAGAAUUCUGGAACAUCUAUGAAAGACUUACUUAAAUUUAGAAGACGGUAUUAUAAGAAGUGGUAUGAUACCCGUGUUUUUUGUGAAAGUGGGGCUUCCCCAGAGGAGAUAGCUCACAAAGUGCUUAAUGCAGUUAGAAGAUACCAAGUGUCUUUACAGCUUAUGCCUCAUAUUUUUACACACUGUAUUCCACCAAGUUGCAAUUAUAUGAUACUGGUAGCGACUUCAGGAGACACAGGGAGUGCCGUCUUAAAUGGUUUUAGCCAUCUUAGUAAAAAUGACAAGCAAAGAAUAGCUGUGGCCACAUUUUUCCCUGAAAAUGGAGUAAGUGAUUUUCAAAAAGCACAGAUAAUUGGCAGUCAGGAAGAAAAUGGAUGGGCAGUAGGUGUCAAGUCAGAUUUUGAUUUUUGCCAGACAGCUAUAAAAAGAAUUUUUAAAGAUUCUGAUUUCACUGGCUUUCUUACUGUGGAAUAUGGAACAAUCUUAAGUUCAGCUAAUUCCAUAAACUGGGGCCGGCUGCUUCCCCAAGUAGUUUAUCAUGCUUCUGCAUAUCUUGAUCUUGUUAGCCAAGGAUUUAUUUCUUUUGGAAGCCCAGUGGAUGUCUGUAUUCCCACAGGAAACUUUGGUAACAUUUUAGCAGCGGUGUACGCCAAAAUGAUGGGAAUCCCUAUUCGGAAAUUUAUUUGUGCCUCUAAUCAGAACCAUGUUUUGACUGAUUUUAUAAAAACAGGACAUUAUGAUCUAAGGGAAAGAAAAUUAGCACAGACCUUUUCACCAGCAAUAGAUAUUCUCAAAUCUUCAAACCUGGAACGACAUUUACACUUGCUAGCUAAUAAAGAUGGACAGUUAAUGACAAAAUUAUUUAACCAAUUAGAAGAGCAGCAUCACUUCCAGAUAGAAAAGAUUCUAGUUGAGAAACUUCAGCAGGAUUUUGUAGCCGACUGGUGCUCUGAGGAAGAGUGCCUUGCAGCUAUUCACUCCACCUACAAUACUUCAGGGUAUAUUUUGGAUCCACACACUGCUGUUGCAAAAGUGGUUGCAGACAGAAUGCAAGACAAAACUUGCCCAGUGAUUGUCUCAUCUACAGCUCAUUACUCAAAGUUUGCACCUGCUAUCAUGCAGGCUUUAAAGAUUAAAGAAAUCAACCAAACUUCAUCAAGUCAGCUUUAUUUAUUGAGUUCAUACAAUGCAUUACCUCCACUACACAAGGCUUUAUUAGAGAAAACAAAACAAGAGAAGAUGGAGUACCAGGUCUGUGCAGCUGAUGUGAAUGUCCUGAAGAGUCACGUGGAAAAACUAAUACAAAAUCAAUUCAUAUAAAAGUUUUCUGAGUAAAAUAUUUCUUUUCUGGUAAUAAGCAUGCAAUAAUAAAUCACAAACAUUGAUUUGGAGUACAAUAGCAUUUUUUAAUGUAAAUAUAUAUGUCUAUGCAGGUUAUUAUCUUUUGGAAUUUCAAAAGCCUAAUCUCUAGGACUGAACAUUGAACAUGCUCCUUGGACCCUUAAUCCAGAAGUGACAAAAAGGUAGCAUAGUGCAUGGACCCUUGUGCUAUUGUGCUGUGCUUUGUACUCAUGAGGAAUAUAUCAGUUUCCACUUCCUCACCCCCAUUUUAAGUGGACCCAAAUGUCUGGUAUUCAAUUUGGCAAUUAAAUAUUUAAGUACAGUUAAGUACUACAUGUGUAACCGUUACUAGCUGUCUCCUGAUGAGAAAGAUCAUUUACCACUCCAAUGGCUAACUUGUAUGGAGGAAGUAGUAAGCUCAUCUUUUAAGACAGACCAGUGUUUUCAACUCUACUUAAACUCCAUUUUGGCUACAAUUAUGUGUAUCCUACACCAUCCAAAUUGGAUAAAUGCUCUAUCCUUCUCUCUCUUAUGGAUGUUUAUAGCUGGACUGAUAUAGUUUGAACAUAAGACACACGAUUUAAAUCCAGGAUGUAAUAAUCAAUAGAACUAUGUAGUAGUGGAUUCUGAAAUAUAAAAUUAUUUCAAGAGAAGUUUUCUAAAAUUCAGAUUAUUUGAAUAGUCUUAAUAGAAGUAUGUUUAUAGUUAUAGGUAGCAGUUGUCCUGUAUUAUUUGGAGUCCAUUCCUCUAUAAUCUGUCCAUUGUCUCUCUCCAAUGAACAGUCUUUUUUAACAAAUAAAACCACACAUGAUUGA
This is a messenger RNA of Hipposideros armiger (great roundleaf bat), 3057 nucleotides long. It is a transcript of the gene THNSL1, whose product is annotated as threonine synthase like 1. The record is from RefSeq and is a predicted model, not a curated record. The transcript is spliced from 4 exons. Bases 377 to 2221 code for a protein of 614 amino acids. Gene Ontology annotation, cellular component: cytoplasm. Lineage: Eukaryota; Metazoa; Chordata; Mammalia; Chiroptera; Hipposideridae.